UGCCCUGCCCCGUCCACCGCCAGCCUGCAGCUGUCAGAGGCCACACUCGUAACCUGCGCCACUCACACGCGUGAAGACCUGAUGGAUGGGCAUGGAUGAAGGGCUCGCGCCCACCUGCGCGUUUCAGAUGAUCAUUUUGAGCAACUAAACUGGCUGCUGAUAUGAUUUUCGUGGAUUAUGGAUCGGACAUGGGUGUUUUGCAGACUCCUACUUUUUGCGUGUGUUUGCGUGCGCUCGUGCGCGCACGACGGCGACGAGGCUUCGUGCGAUGGAGCGUUUGAUAUUUAUUUUGUUUUAGACAGGUCAGGCAGUGUGUACGGACACUGGGAUGAGAUCUAUGAGUUUGUGGAGCAGCUGACCAACAAGUUUGUGAGUCCCAGGAUGAGAGUUUCCUACAUAGUGUUUUCAGCUAAAGCAUUUGUUAUACUGCCACUAACUGGAGACAGGUCGAAAAUAGAGGCGGGUUUGAAGAACCUGAGCCAAAUCAGACCUGCUGGUGAAACGUACAUGCAUGAGGGUAUGAUAGCGGUGUCCGAGCAGAUGAAGGCCCAAACGGCGCCGUCCUCCAGCAUCAUCAUCGUUCUGACCGAUGGCAAACUGGAGGUCUAUCCGUACGAGCUGAGCGUGAGGGAGGCUGAUAAGGCCAGAGGGUUCGGAGCCAGAGUGUACUGUGUGGGGGUCAUGGACUUUGACCACAAACAGCUUGCUGAAAUAGCGGACGGCACAGAGCAAGUCUUCCCCGUUUUGUCUGGGUUUCAUGCCCUCAAAGACAUCGUCAACUCGAUCCUGAAGCAGACGUGCACAGACGUCUUCAUAAUAGAGCCGUCAACUGUUUGUGUGAACGAAUCGUUCAACGUGGUGCUGAGAGGCAGCGGCUUCACUGGAUCCGCGAGGACGCACAACGCAGCCUGUUUCCUCACCGUCAACCACAACACAUACAAGGAGAAGCCAAAAGUAGUUCAAGAUGGCUUCCUGCUGUGUCCAGCUCCUGUUCUGCAGCAAGUGGGACAAUCAGUUGAAGUGCUGGUCAGCCUCAACGAUGGUCAGUCCUACAUCUCCAGCCCCGUGCACAUCUACGCCACGGCCUGUUCAGACGGGUUCUGGCUUCUCUGGCUGCUGCUGGCUCUGCUGCUGCUGCUGCUGCUGGCGUUCCUCUGGUGGUUCUGGCCCCUUUGCUGCACCGUGGUGAUCAGAGACCCGCCCCCCUCUCGGCCCCCUCCUCCCCCUCCUGUCAUUGAGCCAGAAGCGGAUCCAUUACCUAAACACCAGUGGCCCACAGUGGACGCUUCAUACUAUGGAGGCAGAGGUGCUGGAGGCAUCAAACGCAUGGAGGUGCGCUGGGGACAGAAGGGCUCCACAGAGGAAGGCUCGCGGUUGGAGAAGGCUAAAAACGCUGUGGUCACCAUGCCCGAGGAGGCGGAGGAGCCCAUUAUACCCAGACCCCCCCCGAGGCCGCCACCCGUGUACAACCCCACGUCGCAGCCCAAGUGGUACGCGCCCAUCAAGGGCCGUUUCGAUGCGUUGCUGGCGUUACUGAGGAGACAGUACGAUAGAGUUGCAGUCAUGAGACCAACGCCUCAAGAUAAGGGUCGCUGCAUUAACUUCACCAGAGUCCAGAGUCACUAAUAUUUAAACAUAAGAAUGAGCUUUUAAGAGUAUUGUAAAUAAAUGUCUUUGCUUAAA
This is a messenger RNA of Betta splendens (Siamese fighting fish), 1683 nucleotides long. RefSeq names its product ANTXR cell adhesion molecule 2b (gene antxr2b). Lineage: Eukaryota; Metazoa; Chordata; Actinopteri; Anabantiformes; Osphronemidae. The record is from RefSeq and is a predicted model, not a curated record. Bases 178 to 1626 code for a protein of 482 amino acids. Gene Ontology annotation, cellular component: membrane. The transcript has 17 exons. Gene Ontology annotation, molecular function: signaling receptor activity.